This is a messenger RNA of Caenorhabditis remanei, 1329 nucleotides long. RefSeq lists its product as uncharacterized. The record is from RefSeq and is a predicted model, not a curated record. Lineage: Eukaryota; Metazoa; Nematoda; Chromadorea; Rhabditida; Rhabditidae. Bases 1 to 1329 code for a protein of 442 amino acids. The transcript has 3 exons. Gene Ontology annotation, molecular function: protein binding. Gene Ontology annotation, biological process: innate immune response.
AUGGUUUCCCUCAUCCUCAACGACCCAAAAUACAUUCGAGUCUGUAUUUAUUACGAAGUCCUUGGCAACAUCCCAGUCUGUGAAGCAUAUAAGAAUUUGUGUAAGAGAGUUGGAAAUAUUGAUUAUGUGGAGUUUGAAUUCUGGUACAUGCGUUUCGUAAGAGGAGAAAUUGAUUUGGAUUAUGAUAGGAGUCUUGAACCAGCUACCCGUGGACUUUUAAACAUGCCUUCCGACAUCAUGCUGAAAAUAAUCAAUAGUCUGACUGCGAUGGAGCGACUUGUCUUCCGAAAGACAUCCCGUGACAUCCUGUCAAUUGUUGACACCUGUAAAUUAAACUUCAACGACAUCAUGGUACUGUUUCGUAAAGAUAAAGCUACUCUGAAUCUAUACGACUCCAAUGAGAGACAAUAUUUCCAAUUCCGUGGAGCAACUUGUUCGAAUACAAAGAUUGAAGAGAGAUCCUGUGAAAUAUCUAAUAGAUUCGUAGAGAAAACCAUGAGGAAUGCGAAUCCAGUGGACUUGGCGAUGAGUACUUUGAUGGUGAUUUUGAAGAAUACAAAAGUCGAGUUGGAGGAUCUAAAGAUUAAAAACGAUUCGAAUCGAUUUGACGAGUUGGAAGAAAUGUUGAAUGGGCUAACACAUCGACUUCGUGUCAAAAACUUUACAAUUUUAACGCAGUAUUCAAAGGAGGAGAUGAUGGUGUUACCGUAUUUGAAGCCAGGAACACUUGAAUGUCUUUCUAUAGAGAUGUUAGAUCAUCAUGUUGAAUUGUCAGUGGAUAAAAGAAUUGAGAGAAUGAAUAAAUUGGUGGCGAUGGAUCAAUGGAAAAUGGCAAAGUAUAGAAAUAUUAGUACAAUGAAGCCAGUUGGGUUUCCGAUUAGAAGUCUACUCGACUGUGAGUGGUUUAAUCUGAAACUGGACUGUAAAGAAUGUGAUGCAAACACUGUUGUGGAGAUUUUGAAGCCCCUUUUCACAUCGACUGUUCUCCAGAAAUUCCAGCUCUCUACACAGUUCCAUAUGAAUCCAGAAGAAAUAUUCAGAAAACUGGGACUAAAACAAAGGGAUAGUGGAAAUGAUAAAAGUAUCCGCUAUAUUUCAAUCCCGAAUUCUGGAGAUUAUUACGAGUUCAGUGUUGAUUUAUUCGUUUCGAAGCUUUCCGUUUGUAUUCUCAGAAGAACAGCGAGAGAUGGAGAUAGGAUGCAGGAGAUUGGAGAAGAGGAGGAGGAAUCGGAGGUUGAAAAUGAAUCGGAGAGUGAAUCGGAAAGAGAGAAUGAGGAAGAAGAGGCAACAGCGGUUACAGGAGGUGAUGAUACUGAGAAUGAAGAUUGA